Molecule: messenger RNA, 2404 nt
Organism: Neltuma alba
Lineage: Eukaryota; Viridiplantae; Streptophyta; Magnoliopsida; Fabales; Fabaceae
Product: serine/threonine-protein kinase ATG1a
Exons: 13
Coding region: 76-2157 (693 amino acids)
Biological process (GO): regulation of autophagy; protein autophosphorylation; peptidyl-serine phosphorylation
Cellular component (GO): cytoplasm; autophagosome; cytosol
Molecular function (GO): ATP binding; protein serine/threonine kinase activity
Source: RefSeq, a predicted model, not a curated record
CAAUACCUCCGGGAACUACAACAAAGACGGUCACAGACCCAGUUUGUGGCUCGGGCGAACCGGUUCGGAUUCUCCAUGGAUUUCGGGAGCCCCAACCAGCCGCGCCUGAUCGGAGAUUACGUACUGGGACAGCAAAUCGGGUCGGGUUCUUUUGCGGUGGUGUGGCACUCAAGGCAUCGUCACUCGGGUUUGGAGGUUGCAGUUAAGGAGAUUAACAAGAAACGGCUUAGCCCAAAAGUCAGUGAGAAUCUACUCAAAGAGAUUUCUAUUCUUAGCACCAUCGAUCACCCAAACAUUAUACGAUUGUUCGAUGUAAUCCAGACCAAUGAUAGGAUUUACCUUAUUUUGGAGUAUUGCAAUGGUGGUGACCUUGCUACUUACAUUCAUCGACGCGGAAAAGUUUCAGAAUCCAUUGCACGGCAUUUUAUGAGACACUUAGCUGCGGGGUUGAUGGUACUCCAAGAAAAGCACCUCAUUCAUAGAGAUCUAAAACCACAGAACUUACUAUUGUCCAGUAUUGGAGGUAUACCACUUCUGAAAAUAGGCGAUUUUGGUUUUGCAAGGUCUCUCACACCCCAAGGGUUGGCAGACACACUAUGUGGUUCACCGUUGUACAUGGCUCCAGAGAUAAUUCAAAAUCAGAAGUAUGAUGCCAAGGCUGAUUUAUGGAGUGUCGGAGCCAUAUUAUUCCAGCUAGUGACUGGGAGGCCACCAUUUGAUGGAAAUAGUCAAUUUCAGCUUUUUCAGAACAUUUUAAAAUCCACUGAACUGCGGUUCCCACCAGAGGCUUUAAAUGAGCUACAUCCAGAUUGUGUGGAUCUUUGCAGAAGCCUUCUGCGUCUAACACCAGCUGAGCGAUUGACAUUCAAAGAUUUCUUCAAUCACAAUUUCUUAAAGGAGCCCAGGUCAAUUGUGAACGUUGAACGGCCUUCUAUACAGCCACCAGACGGAUCAACGGUCCAGCAAUAUGGUACCAUCUCAACAUCGGACAAAAGUCCUCAUUUGCAUCCUGGUCAUCAUCUCAAGACAUCCAUAGAUGACCCUGUGGUAAUCAGUUCUGCUGUUGAUGAGACCGUGCUGUCACCAAGGAAGCUUAGUGGGAAUACUGCUGACACCAAAAGUGUUAAGGGCACAAUUUCAACAACUACUGGUGACAAGCAGGGACUUGGUAAUGUUGCUCAAUUGUCAGACCAGCCUCAUGCUUCUCAUUUGAUGGAGUCCAUUGAGAAAGACUAUGUCCUAGUCAAUCGUCACUUUGCAUCAUCGGAGGCUUUCUCUGAUUACCUUGGGGCAUCUGUGCAAGAUCAUAUCACUAGCGGGGUUUCGAUCUGUCCUUCAGAGAUGGUUGGCCUGGAAGUUGGAGUUGCAAAGCGAACAAAUAAUUUAUCCUGUUGCUGUUUUGAUGGUGAUGGAGAAGAAAGAACAAAAAGUGGUAAAUUUGAGGCGGCCCCUGUGUUUGCUGUCCUGGGGAAAGAGCAGGGUGCAUCCUCAAAGCAGCCUUCGAGUGGGUUAGAUUUGUUGCAUCAAUAUGUGCAGAUUCUCUCAGAACUUUCACAAGAAAAAUAUAAUGCAGGAUUGUAUCUAGAAUCGUUUGCAGUUGAACUGGUGGUUUUGGCUAUAUGGAAAAAAACUCUUGAAAUUUGUAACUUUUGGCUGGACUCCAUCGCUGAGGGCAAGUUGCCUGGAAGCACUUCAGGGAAGGAAUCCACAAUCUCAUGCGAAGAUGAAAGCAGAUCACAACCCAUGCUAGAGAAAAUAGAUUUUAGUGAUCCUUCUGCUGUGUCCUUGUGGGCCAAGAAAGGAUUUAUUUUUGCAGUUGAUCAUGCUGAGAGACUUUCAUGCCUUGUUCAAAAUAUGGAUGGUGCAUCUGAGAUGCCAAAUGCAAUGGAGAUCAUAUUUCAAAAAGCACUAUCAAUCGGCACAAGUGGUGCUGUAGACGAGUAUAUGGAAAAUAGAGGUAAGGCAGCUGUAUCAUACUCAAAAGCGAUGCUUCUUCUUUCAUUUAUUGUGAACGAAGCAGUUCACCUUCCACUGAACCCACCAUUCUCACUAACUCCGGCUAAUGAGAAGAGAAUGUUACAGUAUAUAUUGAACCUGCAGUCGCGUCUACGUCAGUCCUCGUCAUCGGAGCCUUCCAAGGCAUCCGACAUUCUUUAAUGAAGUAAAUAACCAUAUGUAUAGUAGUCCUUGUACAGUUAUAUGUAACUGAAGUAUUUUGCUGAUGACUUGCAUAUUAACUUUUUCUAUGCAUAGAUGAGAGAAAAAGAAAAGCUUUGAUUUGAUAGAUGUGAUGUGCAGAGAAUUUUAUGACUUAACAUGGUACUGUGGAGUGACUUUCCCUUUAUCGGAGAAUUUUGUAUAUAAUAUUAUAAAUUGUUCCCCACGAAAUUUUCAUAGUUUCGUA